AUGUGUGGAAUUCUAUUCCGCUUGCGAAAAAAUUCGAACUCGGAUGAUGGAAAUUCGUUCCACAAAGAUUUAUGGAAUCAAUUAAUUGUUAAAAAUACACAACGUGGUCCUGAUAUCCAAUACCAAUUUUCUGAAUCAUUAAAUAAUAUUAAAUUGGACUUUUUUGGUGCAGUAUUGCAUCUGCGUGGAAAAUCUGUUAUUAAACAACCUUUAAUAGAUAGUGAUCAAAAUAUUUUAUUAUGGAAUGGUGAAAUUUUUGACGGUUUAGAGGUGCCUUUUGGAGAAAAUGAUACAAUUUGUUUAGCAACUGUCUUAAAAGAUAGUGAAAAUGUUAGUGAGAUUAAUGAUAAUAAUGAUGUUCUUAAUGUUCUUCAAAUGAUUGAGGGACCAUACUCAAUUAUAUACUGGCAGAGUUCAAAACGAAAACUAUGGUUUGGACGUGAUUGUUUAGGAAGACGUUCGUUAUUAUGGCAUAUUCCUUCUGGUGAAGAAGAUAGUUUUUUGUUAACUUCUGUGGGUUGUAAGAUACCACAUGGCUUAGAACAUGUUGAAGCGAUUUCUUAUUUUCAGGAAGUUCCUGCUGAUGGUAUCUAUUGUUUGGACAUUGAUUCCAUGUUAUCAUCGGGUACUUUAGAAUCUACAUCGAAUCCUUUUAUUCCAGCGAUAUCUUUAGAAAUGGAACAAGCUAUUAAUCAAAUGAUUGAUGUGUUGGGUGAUUCUGUGCGCCGACGUGUUUUUGAUAUUCCACGAAUAGGGGGACAACAAGAUGCUAGUGUGGCGAUAUUGUUUUCUGGAGGAUUAGAUUGUAUUUGUCUUGCUGCGUUAGCAGAUAAAUAUAUUCCACAUGAAGAACCGAUAGACUUACUAAAUGUGGGUUUUGAGAACCCUAGAAUACAACAAACAUUAUCACGAAAAAAGAAAAAGACUACGGCAGAAAGUGAUAAAAGUAAAUCGAUUUAUGAUGUUCCUGAUAGAUUAACUGGUCGUCAAGGUGUUGAAGAAUUGAGGAAAAUUUCACCAAACAGAAUAUGGAAUUUUGUUGAAGUGAAUGUUCCUUAUGAACAAGUUGGUCAAUAUAAAGGUGAAAUUCUAGAAUUAAUGUCACCAUCAGAUACAAUUAUGGAUUUGAGCAUAGCAAUGGCUUUUUGGUUCGCUGUAAGAGGUCAUGGUCAAAUUGCACGUUCUGAUGGUUCAGAGGAAAUGAUAAGAUUUGAAAGCAAGGCAAAAGUAAUACUUAUUGGAGUAGGUGCAGACGAAUUACUUGCUGGAUAUUCACGUCACCGUGAAGCUUUUAAUCAAGGUGGCUGGGAAAGAUUGAUUCAAGAGGCAAGUGCAAUUUCCGCAUAUGUACAGUUAGAUGUAGAUAGAAUAUCGACAAGGAAUCUAGAAUUAACUCAGUUACAUCGUUUAAUUGUUAAUUUAGGUCGGGAUGAUCGUGUAAUCACAUCACAUUCCAAAGAAUCUAGGUUUCCUUAUCUUUCCACCAAUGUCGUGUCAUUUAUCUGUUCGUUACCAAUGCACAUUAAAGCUGAUAUGAGGUUUCCAAGAGGCACGGGUGAAAAAUUACUGUUACGUCAUGUUGCAAGAAGAUUAGGGUUAAUCAAUGCUAGUACGCUUUGGAAAAGAGCGAUACAGUUUGGGGCCAAAACUGCAAAGAUGACCAAUGAAAGGAGGGGUGAAAAAGGAGAUAUGAAAGUUGAAUAUGAAUGA
Messenger RNA from Cetraspora pellucida, 1710 nucleotides. Lineage: Eukaryota; Fungi; Glomeromycota; Glomeromycetes; Diversisporales; Gigasporaceae. The record is from the annotation of a GenBank genome assembly.